AUGAAAUCAGAUGAAGAACGACAAGAACGUGGUGAUGUAUUAGAAACUCGUCAAUUUGGACGAAUGAAAGAACGUAAAACAAACCCAAACAAAACAGAUGAGAGCGAAUUAACAUUGCCGGUCAUUACAACUUCUGCAGUCAAUAGUACAAAUGCUAGUGCAACGUUACUAGAACGACUUUUAGCACCCGAUAUUCGUCGUGAACGUAAUAUGGUACUUCAAUGUAUCCGUCAUAUUGUUAAUAAUAAUUUCUUUGGGCUUGAUGAUAAUUGA
Rotaria sp. Silwood1 is the source of this 273-nucleotide messenger RNA. Lineage: Eukaryota; Metazoa; Rotifera; Eurotatoria; Philodinida; Philodinidae. The record is from the annotation of a GenBank genome assembly.